CCGGAGCUCCGGUACUGCAGUAUCGUAUCCGCAGCUCACUUCCUUUUCUGACGCAAGUGCCCGGCAAAGCUGUCGCACGCCUUUAUUUGUGGUCGUUUUACAGCAAAACUGGAUUUUAUAACUACUCAAAAGAGACAGACACACCACAGGGUAACUUUCACAAAGACCUAGAUUGACUGCUUUCUUCAGCAAUGUCUCGUUUCUUUGCCACCGGGUCUGACAGCGAGUCAGAGGAGUCCUCAUCUGCCGAUGAGCUCACCCCUAAAGCACCCGGAGGAAAUUUCAAGCAGUCAUUACUUAUUAGUGAUGAUGAGGAGGACACUAAGAGAGUGGUGCGCAGCGCCAAAGACAAAAGGUUUGAGGAGUUGACCAACCUCAUCAAGACUAUCCGAAAUGCUAUGAAGAUUCGUGACAUGGCCAAAUGUCUAGAAGAGUUUGAGCAGUUAUGUCGAGCCUUCCUCAAAAGCAAGACUAUAGUGGACAAAGAGGGUGUUCCUGCUUUCUAUAUCCGUCUUCUGGCUGACCUGGAGGACUACCUGAACCAGCUUUGGGAGGACAAAGAGGGCAAGAAGAAGAUGAACAAAAACAAUGCAAAAGCCCUCAGUACUUUACGUCAGAAGAUCCGCAAGUACAACAGAGAUUACGAAACAGAAGUAGCUGCGUACAAAGAGAACCCACAGGAGUCUGCAGAUGAAGAGGAGGAGAAGGAGGCAGGGGGUUCUGACUCAUCUUCUGAUAGUGACGGAGAGGUCGGUGAAGAUGGAGUGUCAGCCAAGGCGUUCUUAAAGAAAAAGCCUGAGGCUGCUCCAGAGGCCAGCAAGUUCCUCAAGACUGCGGGGGAUGAGUCCUCUGCAAGUGAUGAUGAUGAGGAUGAUGAAGACUGGGGCUCAGACACUGUAGAAAGUGGAAGUGAGAGCUCAGAUGACGGGGAGGGGAAGAACUCUGCUUCCCUGGCUCUGGUCUUCCUCAAGAAGACCCAGGAGGGUGAGAAGUCUGGCGAUAAGAAAGUGUCAAAGAAGAAGAAGCUCAAGAAGAAAGACCGACUGGAGGAGGAGGCUGAGGACGAGGCAAUAGAGGAGGGUGGUGGAGAAUGGGAGAAAGUGAAGGGAGGCGCCCCUAUGGUCAAGGAAAAGCCCAAGAUGUUUGCCAAGGGCACAGAGAUCAACGUACCCGUCGUGGUGAAGAAGCUCAAUGAGAUUCUGCAAGCAAGAGGCAAGAAGGGCACAGACAGGGCGGCCCAGAUCGAACUGCUCCAUUCUCUGGCAACAAUCGCUGCUGAGAAUAACUUGGGCCAAGGUAUCCUGGUCAAGAUUAAGUUCAACAUCAUUGCCUCCCUGUAUGACUACAACCCCAACUUGGCAGCUUUCAUGAAGCCCGAUAUGUGGAAAAAGUGCCUGGACUGUAUAGAUGAGCUGCUGGACAUACUCUUUGAACACAACAACAUCUUUAUUGGGGAGAACAUCGCCGAGGACAGUGAGAGUCUGGCCAUCUCAGACCAGCCAUUCAGGGUGCGUGGGUGCAUCUUAACGCUUGUAGAGAGGAUGGAUGAAGAGUUCACCAAGAUCAUGCAGAACACUGAUCCCCACUCACAAGAAUAUGUUGACAAUCUGAAGGAUGAGGGACAUGUUUGUGGGAUCAUUGACCGGCUGCUCGACUACAUGGAGACCAAGGGAAGCACAGAGGAGAUUUGCCGCAUCUACCUACGCAGAAUCAUGCACACCUACUACAAGUUUGAUUAUAAGGCUCACCGGCGCAGCCUGGGCCUUCAGGGGGAGACCAAGUCCGAACAGGACCAGGAGGAGAGCGAGGGGGAGGACAGCGCUGUGAUCAUGGACCGUCUCUGCAAGUUCAUCUACGCCAAGGAUCGCACCGACCGUAUCCGUACCUGCGCUAUCCUCUGCCACAUCUACCACCACGCUCUGCACUCACGCUGGUACCAGGCCCGUGACCUGAUGCUGAUGAGCCACCUGCAGGAUAACAUCCAGCAUGCUGACCCGCCCGUACAGAUCCUGUACAACAGAACCAUGGUCCAACUUGGCAUUUGCGCAUUUAGGCAGGGCAUGAUCAAAGAUGCCCACAAUGCCCUAUUGGACAUCCAGUCCUCUGGCCGUGCCAAGGAGCUGCUGGGCCAGGGUUUGCUCAUGAGGAACAUGCAGGAGAGGAACGCAGAGCAAGAGAAGAUUGAAAAGAGAAGACAGGUGCCAUUCCACAUGCACAUCAACCUGGAGCUGCUGGAGUGUGUGUACCUGGUGUCAGCCAUGCUGCUGGAAAUUCCCUACAUGGCCGCACAUGAGUUUGACGCCCGCCGCAGGAUGAUCAGCAAGCAGUUUCAUCACCAGCUCAGGGUGGGAGAGAGACAGCCACUGCUGGGACCCCCAGAGAGCAUGAGGGAGCACGUGGUGGCAGCCAGCAAGGCCAUGAAGAUGGGAGACUGGCGUACCUGCCACUCAUUCAUCAUCAAUGAGAAGAUGAACAGCAAAGUCUGGGACCUGUUUCCUGAGACACAGCGAGUACGCGAGAUGCUCGUCAGGAAGAUCCAGGAGGAGUCACUGAGGACUUAUCUCUUCACAUACAGCAGUGUAUACGACUCCAUCAGCAUGGGGACACUAUCUGAGAUGUUUGAGUUGGAGAUACCCACAGUUCACAGCAUCAUCAGCAAGAUGAUCAUCAACGAGGAGCUGAUGGCGUCACUGGACCAGCCCACACAGACGGUGGUAAUGCACCGCACAGAGCCCACCUCCCUGCAGAACAUGGCCCUGCAGCUGGCUGAGAAACUUGGCAGCUUGGUGGAGAAUAACGAGCGUGUCUUUGACCUCAAGCAAGGUGUCUAUGGAGGCUACUUCAACAGAGAUCAGAAAGGUGGCUACCAACAGAACAAAUCUUACAACAGAGAUCAGAAAGGUGGAUACCAGCAGAAUAAGGGAGGAUAUAAUCGAGGUGGCUACAGAAAUCAAAACCAUCAAAACCAUCAAAGCAACUACUGAGCUUGUUGGAUGUGGUUUUCAGUCUCACUCUCUGAGCUGGUCUUCAUUCCAUAACAAUAACAACCUGAGUUUCUGUGCUUGACAUUUGGCUAUGUGCUAUUCUCCAUCAUUUGACGCGAAACAGCUGAAAGUUAAUAAAGGACAAGCCCUUCCCAAAGCUACUGCACAGUGUAGUAUUUCAGUACGGCCAACUUCUUUGGUUAAUCGUGAGAGUUUUUAAGUUUAGUAUUGCGAAUUGAAAAAUUGUAUAACAACGGCAUUGCAGGGUUGCUGGCUUGUGGCAGUGCAGUCGAGUAACAGACAUGUCAAGUAUUGUUGACCCGCUUCUCAAAUAAACAACAAUGAAACUGCA
Molecule: messenger RNA, 3336 nt
Organism: Etheostoma cragini (Arkansas darter)
Lineage: Eukaryota; Metazoa; Chordata; Actinopteri; Perciformes; Percidae
Gene: eif3c
Product: eukaryotic translation initiation factor 3, subunit C
Exons: 23
Coding region: 192-2984 (930 amino acids)
Biological process (GO): translational initiation
Cellular component (GO): eukaryotic translation initiation factor 3 complex
Molecular function (GO): translation initiation factor activity; translation initiation factor binding; RNA binding
Source: RefSeq, a predicted model, not a curated record